AUGCGGGGUUGCGUUAAGGAAGGCGGUGCGGAAUAUCAGAAUUGUAAUUCACAGCUAUCGGCUCGAGUGACUUCCGGGUAUUUUGAUGCUGCUGACAUUAACCUCGGACUGCGGGGCAAGGAUGUGAUGAAUUUCAACACGAAUACUGGGAAGACUUUAUUGUCGGAUGAAAAAGCGCUAAACGCCGCAUCUUCGAUUUUCAUUACUGGUAUGCAUUCAAUUGCAAUGAUCCCGUCGUUGGGGAGUAUGCGAUGCUAUUUAUAUAAAGGCGUUAAGCUUUUGUUUCCCCAGUGGAUUAGGGAUGUGGAAUUGGAAAAUGGACGUACUUCAUGUUAUCGAUCCCUGUUUUUACGUCCCAGCAGGGUGCCGCAAGAAGAGUGUGAACCAGAAUUAGGGGCAACGCCUGCGCCCCCGGAGCCUUCCGAAGGAUAUGGGGACGUGCUAUGCUGA
Histoplasma capsulatum G186AR is the source of this 450-nucleotide messenger RNA. RefSeq lists its product as uncharacterized. Bases 1 to 450 code for a protein of 149 amino acids. The record is from RefSeq and is a predicted model, not a curated record. NCBI's taxonomy places the organism in Eukaryota, Fungi, Ascomycota, Eurotiomycetes, Onygenales, Ajellomycetaceae. The transcript has 3 exons.